This is a messenger RNA of Malurus melanocephalus (red-backed fairy wren), 2913 nucleotides long. It is a transcript of the gene MLF1, whose product is annotated as myeloid leukemia factor 1. The transcript has 7 exons. Gene Ontology annotation, biological process: regulation of DNA-templated transcription. Gene Ontology annotation, cellular component: nucleus; cytoplasm. The record is from RefSeq and is a predicted model, not a curated record. Bases 349 to 1152 code for a protein of 267 amino acids. NCBI's taxonomy places the organism in Eukaryota, Metazoa, Chordata, Aves, Passeriformes, Maluridae.
UAAAACACAGRUCAGUUUUACAGUUCUGGCAGGUAUUAAACAUAGGCUGGAGUGAAAAAUGCUGCUGAGAAUGGGAUAAUUCUGGAAAGGAUGGAAAAGUGGACAUCCAGGAGUGUAGGAGAACAGUGAGGGUAGCCGAGAGAAAACAGAUCCCAAACACUCAAGUUAAAGAUGGGAAGGGAGAAUCAGAGUGCAUUAGGAAUGGGACAUUGCUCAGUUGGGUCCUGUUAAAGGUUUUGGAUAAAGGCCCAUGUGGAAUGGUGUAACUGGAGCUGGAAAAAGCCAUUGUCCAUCCCAUGGAAUAACCCUCUGUUGUGCAGGGAUCCCUUCGCUGCCCACCAUGAGCACAUGAGGCAGAUGAUGAGGAGCUUCUCCGAGCCUUUUGGGCGGGAUCCAUUCCUGAGCCUCCCGGAGGCGGGGGAGAAACCAGCGGGCAGGAGAGCAGACAGGAGAGCACAGCAGGACUCCCAGAUGGCCUUGAGGGGCAACCGCAGGGGCACCAGCUUCUCCCUCCUGCCCUUUGCAGGCUUUGGGAGAGGGGAUGGAGAUUUUGGGGAUCCAUUUUCUGCAAUGGAYAGGAUGAUGUCAAACAUGAGGAACAACAUGCUGGAAAUGCAGAGGAAAUUUGAUGACCUGUCCAUCCAGCCAGACGGGCACUCGUUCAGCUCCUCCUCCAUGAUGACCUAUUCCAAAGUGGGGGAUGAACCUCCCAAAGUGUUCCAGGCCUCAGCCCAGACCCGCACGGCUCCAGGAGGGGUUAAGGAGACAAGAAGAGCAAUGAAGGAUUCUGAAAGUGGCUUGGAGAAAAUGGCCAUUGGUCACCACCUCCAGGAUCGGGCWCAUGUCAUCAAAAAAUGCAAGAACUCCAAGACUGGGGAUGAGGAGAUGAACCAAGAAUUCAUCAACAUGGAUGAAGCUGAGGCUGACACCUUUGAUGAGGAGUGGCAGAGRGAGAUCAUGAAGUUCAGGCCUUGCCGAAGCAGAGGAGCCGUGGAAGCUCCAAGAUCCAGAAGUACCCAUUACAGUCCCAGGGAAAACAGAUCAAGAAGAGAGAAGCCACUUGGAGCUCCAGGAUCCAGAAUGCCCAAGGAUUCUUUGGAAGCUCUCAGUGUGAAAGGAACACACGUUCCCCUGAAGAGCUCCAGGAAAUAACUGUCCCCAUUCCCUGGGGAUGGAGAUUGAUGGUGCUCAGCGCUCGUGUCCGUACAAAUACACCCGGAUUUGUGACCAAUCUCUGUUUUGUGUUGUGCCUUUGCUCCUCCUGCUUCUGAAUGUCUGUCAAACCUCAGCUCCUCAAUUAACACUUCAGCUCCUCAGUCAAUUAAAAACCAUCUGCCUAAAAGCACUUUAUGGAUCAGCUSUGAUUCUGUUCAAAACAGCUUUGAUUUGCAAUUUUUCUGCUCCAGCUGCAUCAAUCUCAGGCUUUACUAAGCUUGGUACUGCAGCUCCUCCUUCCCACUUUAAAGUUGCACAGAAAAAUAGAUUUCCUUUAUUUUGGGUUGCUGAAAUAAUGGUUGAGUUUCUAGGUUAAUUAAUAGAAUUUGAAUACACUAUUAAGCACUUUUAUCUAUCACUUUAAAAUUGUAAAUUGUUACAGAAUCUCCACAUUCACCUUGGUUUGAAGGUGGAGGAAAUACUGAAAUAUGASAAUACUUUCAAUUUAUCAGAAUUUGGAUGUUUAUAAGCUGUGCUUGCACCUCGUUUCCUGUGCCUGAACUGUCAACUUUGUAWUCCUGAUCCUUUGUAUGUUUUCUUUGGAGUUGGCCUGUCAUUUUUCAUUUGAGGAUUGUCUGUAGCAGCUUUUAAUUACCCUSUAGUAAUUAACAGUGUCCUGAGAUCAGCUACAGCUAGGAGUUAUUCAUGGGAAAAAUAUGUGGGAGAAAUGAGUUUAACUGGAAUGAUUUCACCAUUUCUUGUGUUCUAAAGAGCCAGGAGAGRUCUGGAUACAGGAACCCAUCUCCCCUCACUGUGUUCUUUGUUUUACUGAGUGUAGAAUGACCCUAAAUCUGUGUUUGAUUUGAGUCUAGAAGAGCCCACAGUGUCUGAGAGCAGGAAAAUCCUGGUAUUUCAGGUGCUCUGUCACACAGAAUUAUCCCCAUGGUGUAACAUAAAGAAUUUCUGUAYAUUAAAUAACAUGAAAUCAUAUAAAUUAAUUUAAUAUCAUUAAAGCAUUACAUAGAUUCAUGUCUUCAUUAUAAUGUAGCCCUAAAAAGCACUMUUUGUAUGAUAAAAGAAAAUAGGAUGUUUUCAGUUAGAAGUAAUAUUUGUUUAGCCAAAAAGCCUUUAAAUCAUAUUUAAUCUUCUUGCAGUUUUCCCAGAUUAUUUAAUUUUAAUUAAUGAAUGUAUAUUAAUAUGCAAAUGCAAUCAGCUGCACUUUUGUUGAGCUCUGAAGAGGGAGGACAAUUAUUUGCUUGUUACUGCAGUGGUCUCUUCCUGAAUUAGAGAGGUAUCAGUAGCAAUAAGUUGAUGUGAUCAAUAUUAAUGGCAAUAAUUUAAUUAUUKAUGAACCAUUUAAUGAGCACUGAAGAUAUGUAGGGGUUGGGGGGGCUCUGACACCCCCKAAAGUCAGAGCACAACCCGGGGGCUCAUUUCCCAUACACUGGAGACAACGUGGAUUUUGCAAUAAUUUAUUGGAGCAUCUUCUCAGUAAUUAACAACAGCAAAGUUUUCUAUGUUGGAACUUGAGCAGGAAUCUUGGAGCGCUGCUGUUGAAUGGAAAAUUCACCUGACAACUCGGAUUUUUGUGUGAAACCAAACCAGCACAUCCUURGGUUUUGGAAUGCCAGUGGGAAGAGGUGAAUAUUCCCCACAGAYCCCUUUGCUCAGCCAAGACUGUUCUCCAUGUGAGGCACGAGUUGUGCUCUGUACAAUCACCUGAAACUGCAAUUCUUGAAUAAAGUUAUUUAUUAUUGA